AGGCGAAUUCGCGAGAAGUAUCGAUUUUAUGAUCGUGUCUCGCGGUUAGUGUGUCCGUUUCCUUAGUUUUUAGUGGCUGUGCUCCGUAUCGUACAUGGAUAAAAUAGUGAAUGGGAUUAUUUACUAGGUGGAUUUUGCUGCACGCCCAGUGACUCACAACACGUGAUACAACAUGACCAAAGAUAGAUUAGCGGCCCUCGUAGCGGCUCAGUCGGACGAUGACGAUGUGGCGGACGAGGUGUCCGUCAAUGUUGGAGGGCAGGAUGAUUUCAUGACAGAGUUCUUUGCGGAGGUGGAGGAAAUUCGUGAAAUGAUAGACAAGAUCCAGACGAAUGUUGAGGAAGUCAAGAAGAAACACAGUGCCAUCCUGUCGGCGCCGCAGACAGAUGAAAAGGUUAAAAUGGAACUCGAAGAUCUGAUGGCUGAUAUCAAGAAAACUGCCAACAAAGUUCGGGCUAAAUUAAAGGUGAUAGAGCAAAAUAUUGAGCAGGAGGAACACACGAACAAAUCAUCGGCAGAUCUCAGGAUACGCAAGACGCAACAUUCGACGUUGUCAAGAAAAUUUGUCGAAGUGAUGACUGAAUAUAAUCGUACGCAGACCGACUAUCGAGAGCGAUGUAAGGGAAGGAUACAACGGCAGCUUGAGAUCACGGGGAGAACGACGACUAAUGAAGAACUUGAAGAAAUGUUAGAACAAGGAAAUCCAGCUGUCUUCACACAGGGGAUCAUCAUGGAAACGCAACAAGCGAAACAGACGCUUGCAGACAUCGAAGCUCGACACGCUGACAUCAUUAAAUUAGAAAAUUCCAUCAGGGAACUUCAUGACAUGUUCAUGGACAUGGCCAUGUUAGUCGAAAGUCAGGGUGAGAUGAUAGAUCGCAUAGAAUACCACGUGGAACACGCGGUUGACUACGUACAAACGGCCACGCAGGACACCAAAAAAGCACUCAAGUAUCAAAGCAAAGCUCGACGGAAGAAGAUCAUGAUCAUGAUCUGCCUCGCCAUUCUCGCUGUCAUCGUGGCGACUACGAUCGGUUCAUACUUCGGGCUGUGAACAUCUACAAGAAGAGGCAUAAACGCGUCAAAAAUGUGUGAUGAGCAACUGGUCGGAUUGUUUAAAAAAAAAUUCUGCGAAGAAGCUACGAUUGUACACGCGUUGGGGCGAAUCAUGCAUAUUACUAUCCCAAUAUAUGCCACCGAGACUGCUGAAAAUCGUGAAUUUCAUUUCAUUUAAUCAUCAUAAACAUGAUUAUUAUAUUCAUAAAUUAGAUACAUAUAUAUUUUUUCCAACACUCAUCAUGAUUGGCAAAGAAAAAGAAAUAACGAAAUUAAUUCGUUCACCUAUUCAUCACAAUUUGUUAUUUUAUACAUAUGUAUAUAUAUGUAUGUAAAUAUAUACAUACAUAUACGUAUUAGGUUUACCUAUAAAAUGGUACUUGAUAUGUAUCUACUCAUUAUGCAUUAUAUCUGUAACAUCAAAACUAUAGCCUAGGUAAACAUUAUUAAACAUUAUUAUAUUACGUAUAUAACAGCAAAAAGAGAAUAACAAUAAUAAUAGUAAUAAAUAACAUCAUAAUAUGAACAACUGCGGGGAAGAUAAGAAGGAGAAAAUGAGAAUCUUGAAGGAGAAGAGAAAAAUAGCACAUGAAAGUUAUAAUUUGGUUGACGAUAUUUUAUAUUGAAUCGUAGCUUGCAAUAUUCGGUGGAUUAGCAUUUGCGUAUUGAUCACACAUACACAUGUAUAUAUAUAUAAAUAAUAUAUAUACAUGUAUAUCAUAGGGUUACCCAUUCGUACUAUAAAACAAUGACGACGAGGCAUCGCUAUUUACAAACGAGUGUGUGCAGUGAUUACUAUUAACAUUAAUUCAAACAAAAAUUUAAAUAUCUAUGUACAAUUUCUCUAACUAAAAUCGGCAAAAGCUUAAUAUACCAUGUUAUCUAUCAAUAAUUUCAAUUGUGGUACGUUGAAAAACUUUUGGAAGUUUCAGAUUUCUUUGUACUUUUAUUUUUCCAAAUUUGAAAAAGAUUUUUCUCCUACUGACGAUAUUACAAAGACAAAAAUUUGUAGAAAUUAUUUGUUACAUUUGUCCAUUAGAGAGAUUUCAUUUAUCACUCACGUACGCAUACCAGAUAUACUGUAAACGUUAUUUCAGUUUUGUUAGUUUCAAAAUCAAAUCUGAAACAUACGCCGUUGUUUUAUUGUGCUGGUCACAUAAAUGAAAACUUUUGCUGCAGCAAUAAUAUUAUAUACAUACAAUAUAGGUGUUAUGGAAUAACGAUAAUAAUAUUAAUAAUUAUUAAUAAAAUAACAAUAACGAAGAAGGGGGAAAAAACGAGAGAAAAAUGGAAACUAAAUUCAGGGGCGAAAAAAACCGAAAAUAAUAAUAAUAAUAAUAAUCGUAAUAAUGAUAAUAAAAUUAAUAAAUUUUCGUGUGUUGAAAUAUAAUAUAUUAAUUUCUUUGUAUGCAAGUUAUAAAAGUUACACGAAGUGAUCAUGAUCGAGAAAAAGAUAUUUCGAUGUAAGUAAUAUACAAUAUACUUAAUAACAUAUUUACAGAUUAUGAUGAUAAUAAUAACAAUAACCAAUUAUAAAGAAAAAGAACUAAGAAAGAAAAAAGAAGAAGAAGAAUAUUAUUAAAGAAGGAAAAAGAUAAAGAGUUGAACCUUAAAAUAAUUAUGUUGAUUCCCGAGAAAUAUUAUUGUAAUUAAUCAUACGUACAAUAAUAUGCGUAUAUAUAUAUGUAAAACAAACGUUAAGAUGGUCAAUACAUUCGCGAAAAAUAAGCAGAGAUAUUUAAAAAAGUAACGAAAGACAGAAAAGACGAAGCAUAAUAUGACAUUAUAUAAUAACUAAUUGAAUGAGAUGAAAAUAAUAAAUUACACGUUACAAAUAUAUAUAAUGAUUCAAUAUGAUAAUUAUUAUUAUUAUAUCAAGCUCACCUUGCAUUGUACAGAAAGUGUAUUUGUUAGUUUAGGUAGCUAUGUUAUUAUCUAUUAUACUCAUUCUAUAAUAAUAUUAUUAUAUAAAUUGAAUUAAAGGUUAAACUAAAUUAUAUAAAUAUAAUUCUUCAAUCAUUCUACGUUAGCUAGUCAAAAUCGCAUCAUAUAGCCAUCAUAUAUCAUCACCUUCACCAUCAUCAUCAUCAUUAUCAACAUCAUCAUCAUUAUUUAAUAUACAUACAUAUUAGUAUAUGCAUAUUAUUAUUAAUGUAUAAUAGAUAUUAUAUGUUACUAGAAAAAGAACCAGUCGGGAUUUAGAGUUUCAUAUGAUUGUGAAAUUGAUAACGAUAAAUGAAAGUUGUACGUGCCGAUUUGAAGGGUGCGAAAAAUUGUCGCAACAAAAUUUUCAAACUACUGAGGAAAAGCAAAGUAGGAUAAUAAUUAUUUUUUGGCUUAUUCGGCAAGCAUUUCAAAUUUCUAUACGUCGGGGUCAUCGCUACCAAUAAUUCUUAAGCUGCAGGAUAAUUUUCAUUCGGUAGAAAAUUAUUAUAUUAAUAUUAUUGAACGGAGAAACGGAAAUUCAGAUACAAGAUUCAAUCUAUAUAAUAUGUUUAUAAAGUUGAGAAAAAAGCAAUCUUUCUGCUCUCUUGGUGUUCACUAAGUAAAAGAAAAUGAGAAAAACCAGAAUAUAAUGAAGAUUUGAAUCAAGAGAGUGAUGGUAUUACUGUAAUGUCGGAUGAAUCCAAGCCUGCUUCUUUACGUACACAUAUGAUUGCGAUACGGUUCUACAUUCAGACGCAUUGUUUCAUUUUUCAUUUCUUCAUUCAUCCAGUUUUUUGGUUUUUCGUUCUCUCUCACAGUUACAUUUGGCUCUGAUUUGGCGUUAAUCCUUAAUCGAAGUACUUCAACUUCAGGGCAAAGAAAGAACCGAAAAAAACGAAACAAGAAAAUUCGGAAAAAUUAUCAAAACCUCCAUCGCAUUCUAACUCCAUACAUAUUCCACAUCUAAUAUACCGUAAUUAUGUACUCAUACACAUACCCAUAUUGUUCAUAUUGAGAUAAUUUUUAAACGUGGUGAAUUGUCCUAGAAAAAAAUAAUUAAUAAAUAAAGGAAAAAUGAAAAAAAAAGAUAAGAAAAAUAAAUCUCGAUCUCUGUAAAUUAAACAAUUUUCAAUGUAAUUAUAUUCAAUUAUUUAAUCAACGAUAUUCAUUAGGAUUCGAUCAUGUUUAGAUAGCGGGCACCAAAGGGCGUGUAUAAUUAUUACACAUAAUAUAUAGAUACAUAUAUAUGUGUUGAAAAUAAAUUUUAUGAAAAAUGAACUCGAACCUGACUUAUUAUUUUUUCAUUUAUAAGCACAGUGGCUUUAAUCUGUGUACCGAUGUACGUAUUCUAUACAGUUGCUGGUCGGAGUCACUCGACAAAAAUGAUUUUCAAAUAUUGUAAGUGAAAUUUGAGAAUUGUUUUUCAACCUACGCAGGUGUACAUAUAUAUAUGUACGUAUGUGUGUGUUAGGUAUAUCGACCAAUGGUGCCCUUUCACGAAAAAUUAAGAAAUGAAUAAAUAAUUAAGAAAGAUAGAAGAAAACUCAAUCGAAUUCACGUACUGAAAAGUAAUAGACAAUUCUCGGUCGCCCGUAUAAAAAAGUGAAUGUGUCGUGAAAAGCUCGAUGCGAAAUGAUUCAAUAUUAGAUGGAUAUGAAAAUUUUAGCUUUAAUCUCAGAUAUAUUAGUUUAGCUAUUUAUAUAGUCGAAAGUGAAUAAAGAAAAGAGAAGAAAAAAAGUAAAAGAAAAAAAAGUAUUGAAUAAUGUAUGAUAAAUUCAUCAUAGGAAUUGAGAUACGUUACUUUCUUAUAUUGAUAGAUAAUUUUACAAUUUAAAAUAAUUAUUAUGCAUAAUAUAAUAUGUAAAUUAUAUAUACAUAGAUAUAUAUAUUAUAUAUAUGAUAUAUUAUUGAUGCACAAUGAAGAUGUGUGUUGAUAAUUUUGGCCUAAAUUUAAUUUCGUUGAGGUUGAUCGUGCUGUGAUCAUUUUUAUUCAUUAUUCAUUCCUCAUUGAUCCUUGCGCCUGUGCAACUCACGAUAAUCAUUGCUGAAUUUUAGCUUUUCAAAGUUCAGUGAUAUAUACUUAAUACAAUGGUACUUAAUAAUAUAAUUAGAUAUUUUCAUGAACUUUAACGUACGAUCUAAAUUUAUUAAUCGAUAUACGUAUAUCUGUAUGGAUACUCUAUAAAAUUUUAACUGAAUUGAAACAUUUUUUUUUCAUUUUUCACUGGUCAUCAGAGGUCAAAAUGUAUCAUGAAAUUAUUUUUCACUAGCAGCAGCGACAGCAGCAGCAAGAUCAAAAGCAGCAGCAGUAGCCACAGGUGAAAAAUUGUCUUCCUGCGAAUCAUUUUAUUAUCACAAGUUCUUUUUUUUUUUUUUCCCUUCAUUAAUCACGAUAGUUGAUUGGAUUUGGAUUCACUUGUGAACAUUUAUAUCGUUCGUACGAUGCCAAAUAAUUCGUACAAACCAAUAACGUUGAAUUAAAAAAUUAUAUUAACGACAUUAAUUAAAGCUGCAGUCAACCUCGGCGCCUUGUAUAACGAUAUGUUGUUUCUAUAUAAUUUAUUGCAUCUCAUUGCAUUACAAGUUUUGAAAUGCACCGAUUUAGCGUUCAUUCUGUCAUCUUAUGUUUAUCUUUCCGCAUUAAUCAUUAUAAAUGAAUUAUAUAAUUAAUUAUUAUUAUGUAUGUAACACAUUUAAUAUGAAAAAAAGGCUACUUCACUAACCUUAUAUGAGUGUCAAUUCCACUUUCAAAACUAUAUAUAUACAUAAAACGUGAUUUUUGAAAACGUUAGAUAAAAAAAUACAUACAUGUAUAUUAACACACAUAUGUAUGUGAUAUUGAAAUAAAAUUUAAAAGUUGGAAGUAAAGAUUGAAAGAAAAAAAGGAAAAAAAAGCAUAAAAAAGAAGACGAGAAAAUAAGAGGAAAAACAGCAAAAAACGGUUGCAUGAUACUAUGGGUGUUGAUGCAACAAAGUGAGAUUAUUAAUUAAUUAAAAUUUAAAGGAAAAACUCUAUAAAAUUAUGUAGCCAUGAAAUCAACAUAAUAAAAAUGAUUAAUAAUAUAUACUUUUCAUCUCAUAGAUAUUUCAUAAUAGGUAUAACAUACACAUGAAUUAUAGUAGUUAUAUGAAACUAGGAAUAUAUACAUGAUUCCAACUACAAAAAAAGGAUAAUGAAUAAAUAAUGAUGUAAAAAAAUUAAACAAAUUAGUUAUCAUUGAAUAUCGACGAUCAGAAAAAGAAAAUUAAAAAAAAACUAAGGAGAAAAAAACCAAUACUAUACCAGCAAUUAUUAUAUAUUUAAAUGAAUCAAUAAUGUUUUCAACCCAUAUGAAUUUAAAAUGAUUAACGUAAAUACUUUCGCAAAAACGCGCGAUGAAGGUUAAAACAUUAGGUAUAAUACGACAUAACAUGUUUUUUUUUUAGGGAACAAAAUCUUUAAUCGAAUUUUAUAAAACAUUAUAUAAAAUUAUUUGUUAUGAACAUUAUUAUCAUUAUUAGUAUUAUUAUUAUUAUCAUCAUUACUAUACUUCUACUACUACACUGUACAAAGAUGGCAAUAAUCUUAAGACACUUACAAAAUCAUUACUUCAUUACUUGGAGAAGAAUAUUCUCAUUAUUUUUAGUAAUGUCAUAGCAUUGUUAUUAUAAUCACUAUGAUUAUCAUUAUUGUCACUAAAAGUUUAUUGUUCAUAGUCGUCAAACGAAAUGAUUAGGUGAAAUUCGAUUCAAGUGACAAGAUUAAUUGAUAUUAUGACACAUGCGAUUGAAAUAUAAUGAUAUCGAAAUGAAGUAAUAUGUACUUAUUAUCAAUACACGAUCAAAUAUAAUUUUCAAAAUCCACAAUAUUGUUAAAAAAUUAUUCUAUAACAUCUUUAUAGUCAAUACAAUAUUACAAAAUUAACGCAACAACACGUGUGUGUAUAUCCAGUGACUGGAUGAAGGUUAAACAAAAAAUUAAUGAACAGAUAAGAAUAAUAGAAAAAAAAUUAAAUAGAACAAAUUAAAAUAAAACCUAAAAGCAAAGGAGAUGAACUUAAACAAAAAUAAAAUAACGCAAAAUGAAGUUACAUACGUAGUAUAUUAUAAUGAUUAAAAUUUUACAGAAAAGAUAAAGAAGAAAAAAAACGAAAAAGAGAAAGAAAAAUGAGAAAAAAAAUAAUUGAAAAAUAAUAAUUUGUUCAAAGAAGGAACACCAGGUUUAAAGGUGAUGAUUAUGGCAGCUGAUAUGUGAUCAAUUGAAAUGUGCCCUUUCAUCGUAUAUAUCCAGCACAAAUCUAUAUACCCCUCUGCGGAUAGUGCGAGUGGUAGCUGGACCUCUUGUCCUUAUAUACAAACUACAUAGCUGGUCUAAUAGGUAUAUAGGUAUUAGUAGUGAGAUGUAAGACACAGCACAUUAUUAAGAUAUACGUAGAUCAAUUGAGAUUCUUCGAAUGGAAUUGAUAAAUUAUAUCUUUCAGUAUCGUCAUCUCCAUUUGAUUAACUCAAUGCAAAAAAAGAUUUAAAAAAAAAUGAAAAAUAAACAAUUUUAGACAUCGAAAAUGAAUACACAAAUAACCGAAAGAAAAAACAAACAAACAAACGUACAUAGAGAAGAAAAUAUAUGAUAAAAACUACAACAUGAGAAAAGAAAACGAAAAACGAGAAAUAGUAAAAACUAAAGAUUAAAAAAUGAAUGAUAAUAAUAAAUGAAUAAAAAUGGAAAGAAAUGAAAAAUAUCAAUGUAAAAUUAUAUUCUUUUACGUUUCGACUCACUCUGCUAUAGCUAAUCCUCCUCUAAUAAAUUAUAAAUUGAAUAGCUAACUAAAAUUUUUUCAUUGUACCGAUAUACAUAUACCUGUAUUAGAUAUGUAUAUGUUAGGUAUAUUAAAUAUUUUAAUGUAUAGCUAGUCGAUGAUGAUCUUAUCUAAUUAUAAUUUAAUUUUAUAAAUAUUUAAAGCAAUGGUACAGACAUAGGUAUGAAUACGUACAUAUAUAUAUAUAAAGUUAAAGAUAAACCAAAGAAAAUAUGUUUAAAUAAAGUUAUAGAUAUAUCUGCAUUAUACUAACGAUAUUUAGAAAAAUUAAAACAAUAUUUUGAUUGAUAUAGAAUCAUAGGUAUUUAAAUAAAUGUAUAGGUACAUGUAUUAUACAUGCGAAAUAUCAUCCGGCAAAUGGUGAAUGAUACCCUCUUGAAAUUCACGGUAAAUUUUACGAUUAUCGAAGAAUAAAACAUCGAUUAAACGGCACCUCUGUCUCCUGUAAUAUUUGACUGACGAAAAAUUUUCCACCGAACACGAAUAAAAAAGAUAAUACAUAUAUUUUACGUAGAAGCUCUAUCCCUGAUUAUGGCGUAUCUUAACUGUUGCAUUUGGAAAAAGUUAAUCUUUGUUUCUGUAUUGAAAAAUUGUAAGGAAUGAUUUGAAGAAGGAAUAAAAGUUUCAGGGGGCGAGGUGCCCCUCACUCUGGCGUUGUGACCUGUAGCGCAUAAGCCAUACGAAAUUUAAAAGAAACGUAAAAUAAAAUAAUGAAAAACUUAAAUUACAUGAUUUGAGAUUGAAUUUUUUCUUCCUUUUAUCUAAUGAUCUUCUGUCAUGUAUUGUUGCAUGAUGAAAUAUACAUCCACGUUUAUUCAUAAAGGGAAAAAAAAAGACGAAAAAUUAAAAAUUAUAUGAGAUAACUUGAAUCAAAAUUUAAUAUUUAUAAUCAAUUAUUAGGGAUGACCAUUUUUUACUUGAAAAUUUUGGAGUGAAAAGAAAAACGACCACAGAACCCUCGAGUCGCAUGUACACGUAUGAAAAAAUGGUGUGUAUAAUAAAUGCACAGGUCGUUUUUUUAAAUAACUUAUUCAACUUUUUGUUUUGAAUAUUUGUUAAACUGUAAUAAAGUAAUAUUAAUGUUAUACCGAAAUCGAUGAUAAAUAUAUAAAGUACAGUUGUGUUUUGAGAGUAUAUGCAGAUAUACAUAUAUACAUAUUAUAGGAAGAAGACAAAGAGCGUAAAUAAAUAAAUAAAGUUCACUGUGCUCUGCUGUAAAACAUGAUAAACUCAUAUACCUAUAUAUGCUAUACUAAUAUGGUUAUUAUAAUAACUGUAUAUAUACAGAAAAAUCACGAACAGGCUAAUAAACUGUAUGCAAAUCAA
Messenger RNA from Athalia rosae (coleseed sawfly), 9104 nucleotides. Its product is annotated as syntaxin-1A. Bases 173 to 1054 code for a protein of 293 amino acids. The record is from RefSeq and is a predicted model, not a curated record. Gene Ontology annotation, cellular component: synaptic vesicle; plasma membrane; endomembrane system. Lineage: Eukaryota; Metazoa; Arthropoda; Insecta; Hymenoptera; Athaliidae. Gene Ontology annotation, molecular function: SNARE binding; SNAP receptor activity. The transcript is spliced from 10 exons. Gene Ontology annotation, biological process: exocytosis; synaptic vesicle fusion to presynaptic active zone membrane; intracellular protein transport.